Messenger RNA from Macadamia integrifolia, 1815 nucleotides. Its product is annotated as wax ester synthase/diacylglycerol acyltransferase 6-like. The transcript has 7 exons. The coding region runs from base 124 to 1659 and encodes 511 amino acids. Gene Ontology annotation, biological process: triglyceride biosynthetic process. The record is from RefSeq and is a predicted model, not a curated record. Gene Ontology annotation, cellular component: plasma membrane. Gene Ontology annotation, molecular function: diacylglycerol O-acyltransferase activity; long-chain-alcohol O-fatty-acyltransferase activity. Lineage: Eukaryota; Viridiplantae; Streptophyta; Magnoliopsida; Proteales; Proteaceae.
CAGGAAAAAUGCAUGCAUCGUCCCCGUUCUUUGCAUUUCCUGAAUUUAAGCACUCGCAAACUCUUCAAAUAAUCUGUUCUUUCGGGUUUUGGAGAGUGAAAUCGCAAGCAACGAUCAAACAGAAUGGUAGGAGUGAAAUCGAGAAGGGAAGAUCUGAGACCCAUUGUGACGAAGAGUAUUAAGAAAAAAAUCACAGAAGAUGAAGUGGAAGACGAGAGGGUGGGAGAAGGAAAUGAACAACCAUUGAGUCCUGCUUCACGUCUGUUUCAUGAGCCUCAUUUCAACUGCUACAUCUUAGCCAUCAUGGGUUGCACCAAGCGUGUCGACCCUGAUAUCGUCAAAGCUGGACUAGAGACUACUCUGCUUAGACACCCUACUUUUUCCAGUAUUCAGGUCGUCAGCGACGGCAAAACAGGGGAAAUGAGUUGGAUCCGAGUGAAGGUGGACUUGGAGAAGCACGUAAUCGUCCCGGAAAUCGAACAGGGCAUGGACUCACAUGAGCAAUUCGUCGAACAUUACAUCUCCAAUCUGAGUAGAACCACCAUCGACACGUCCAGACCUCUAUGGGAUCUACACAUUCUCAACGUCAAAACCUCAGAAGCAGAGUCAGUAUCUAUUUUCAGGAUUCAUCACUCCCUUGGCGAUGGCACGUCUCUCAUGUCACUCCUCCUCGCCUGCACCCGCAGAACCGAUGAUCCGGAGGCGUUACCGACGGUUCCUACACAGAAAAAAAGGGUUGUCCAGACCAGAACCGGCGGAUUCUCCCGGCCGUUCUUGGCAUUAUGGGAACUUUUUCUGCUAAUUUGGAAUACGAUGGUGGAUGUUCUCAUGUUCAUCGCCACAUUGAUGUUUUUGAAGGACACAGAAACGCCUCUGAAAGGACCUCCUGGUGUUGAGUUCACUCCUAAGCGCUUCGUCCACCGGACUGUUAGUCUUGAUGACAUAAAGUUCAUCAAGAAUUCCUUAAACAUGACAAUAAAUGAUGUUGCACUGGGGAUAACACAAGCUGGUCUUUCUCGUUAUCUUAAUAGGAGAUAUUGUGAGGAGAAGUUGGACAAGGGAGCAACGGAGAAAAAAAACAAUCUCCCCAAAAAAAUUCGUUUGAGAGCAGCUCUUCUUGUUAACAUUAGGCCUUCACCAGGGAUACAGGCUUUAGCUGACAUGAUGGAGAAAGACAAAACUGAUGCUAAGUGGGGUAAUUGCUAUGGCUAUGUUCUUCUCCCCUUCAGAAUUGCCUUGAGAAAUGACCCAUUGGAUUAUGUCCGCGAAGCAAAGGCCACAAUUGAUCGCAAGAAACAUUCAUAUGAAGCUAUCUACUCAUACUCUGGUUCUGACUUGACUGUCAAAUUAUUUGGCUUUAAGGUAGCGAGCGCCUUAUGCUACAAAGUUAUGUCACGCACUACGAUGUCAUUCACGAACCUCGUAGGCCCAGUUGAAGAGAUCUGUUUUUAUGGCCAUCCACUGGCUUUCCUUGCCCCUAGUGUUUAUGGGCACCCACAUGCCUUAACAAUUAAUUACCAAAGCUAUAUGAACAAGAUGACCUUUGUUCUAGCAAUUGACCCAGAUGUGAUUCCUGAUCCUCAACAACUCUGCAGUGAUCUCGAAGAGUCUCUCAAGCUCAUCAAGAAUACUAUCAUAUCAAAAGCAAUGAGAACAUAGGUUCAAAGAUUUGAGAAAUAAACAUGACAAACCGUUUAUCACAUUGUCAUCUUGCAGCUCUUGGGUACGUAAUAAUUGUGCAACAGCAGAUUUUGGAGAUGUAUUAAUCGGUUUAAUAUAUAAACCCACUUGGUUUCAUGGCGCAUUACUAGUAAA